Molecule: messenger RNA, 1757 nt
Organism: Eleginops maclovinus (Patagonian blennie)
Lineage: Eukaryota; Metazoa; Chordata; Actinopteri; Perciformes; Eleginopidae
Gene: rad51d
Product: RAD51 paralog D
Exons: 11
Coding region: 277-1269 (330 amino acids)
Biological process (GO): double-strand break repair via homologous recombination; telomere maintenance; DNA strand invasion
Cellular component (GO): Rad51B-Rad51C-Rad51D-XRCC2 complex; replication fork; centrosome
Molecular function (GO): four-way junction DNA binding; single-stranded DNA binding; ATP-dependent DNA damage sensor activity
Source: RefSeq, a predicted model, not a curated record
UUCGUUUUUGAGUCCGGUUGGUGCUUAGGCGUCACUAAAGCAAGUCGAAAAAGUUCCGCCAGAGUUUUAGUUUCUCUUUAGUAAAACCUAUUACUGUUUUACCGUCUUGAAACUUUAGUGAAAGUCAUUCAUACGGUCCACUCAGGCGGAACAGUUAACCGUGAAGUAAACGUAUCCGCAAAGCUAAAAACAACUGUGGCUAACUGAACAGCUAGCUUCACUUUCUCAUUUAUUUAAGCUGCGUGUUGAUUUCCUAACAUCAAACAAUGCAAAACCAUGGUAGUCUUAAGAGAAGGGAUGUGUCCUGGACUGGAUGCGGACUUAUUGCGUGACCUGCGAGCUGCCGACAUUAAAACAGUGGAGGAUGUGGUCUCUUCUGACAUCGAGGAGCUUGCUCAGAGAUGCUCUGUGUCCUAUAAGGCUCUGUUUGCCAUCCGUCGAGUCCUGCUGGCCCAACACGCAGCGUUCCCCGUGUCAGGCGCCGAUCUGUACGAGGAGCUGCUGAGCUCCACCGCCAUCAUCUCCACUGGCAGUCCCAGCUUAGAUAAACUGCUGGAUUCGGGCGUGUAUACCGGAGAGAUAACGGAGCUGUCAGGAGGCCCGGGAAGUGGAAAAUCUCAGGUGUGUUUCAGCGUGGCGGUGCACGUCUCCCUCCAUCUGAAACAGAGUGUGAUAUUCAUCGAUACGACAGGAGGGCUCAGCGCCAGCCGCCUGCUGCAGAUGCUACGAGCUGAGACGAGUGACACAGAGGAGCAGAUGGAGGCUCUUCAGAGGAUCCAUGUCUUCCGCUUGUUCAACAUCUUCUCUCUCCUCGACUGUCUGUUCACUCUUCGCAGUGGCAGGCUGCAGCAGGCGUGUGUCGGCGGCGGCUCCGUGAAGGCGGUGAUCGUGGACUCGGUGUCGGCUGUUAUCUCUCCUCUGCUGGGAGGCAAGCAGAACGAAGGCAUGUCCUUGAUGAUACAAGUGGCUGGAGUUCUUAAGACGAUGGCGAAGGACUUCAACGUUGCUGCUUUGGUGACUAACCAUGUGACCAGGAGCGAAAGUGGGGGGGUGAAGCCGGGCCUCGGGGUGUCGUGGAGUCACAUCCCCAGAACCAGAGUCCUGCUGGAGAGGAGGGAGGGGGGAGCCGACUCCAGUCUGCGCUCUGCCACUCUGAUCAAGUCCUCCAGACAGCCCUGUCACAUCAAAGCGGAGUUUGACUUGCAGUCGUGGAGCCGCUCUAAAGAGGGAUCCUCGGGAAAGAGGAAACUGGAGGAGACUGAUUCCUGAUGAGAGCGGGAAAAUAAUCUGACCAAAAGGGAGGUACGACGCGCCUCUUGCGGAUGCAUUCCCAGAUCCAGCUGGUUGUCACUUUCUGUGCCGAGCUGUCCUCGUCGGGUUCGGUCAGCGUGUGUGUUGCCAUCGAAACCUCGAAGUCUGCCACGAGGUCUCCGUCAUACGCCACGAAGUAGCGCUUCAGUUUGUCAAAGUCCUGCACGGAGGAGGGCAGGAAGAGCUUCACCCCGCUGAAGAUGUCCAGCAGCGUCUGCAGGGCAAAUGCACACUGUUACAGACACUCAAAAGACUUCAAUUUGUAGUUCUUGUAUAAUUCUUACUGGACACCAGUAGGAAUCUGAAAAUCAAGCAACGUUUCACAUUAAUGAAGAUGCAAUUCAUCCGUUUGUCACUUUUUGAACUGUAUAAUUAAUCAGUCUAUACACUUUAAAUACUACUUGUUUGUUUGCUUUGUAAAUAAAAACUAUUCAGGUUGAUGGUUA